AUGGCUAAAUCCAUGCAAGCAGUGGAAGAGGAGCUGACUUGCUCCAUCUGUGUGGAUAUUUUUCGGGAGCCGGUUUCUCUACCGUGCCACCAUAGUUUCUGUCGAGAAUGCCUGAGACUGUUUACAGAUAAGAACAACCCCUCUGUUAUUGAAUCCAGUGGCCGACAGAUCAACUGCCCUGUGUGUCGCUCACCCACUGUUUUGACGGACGAGGAUGUAAAUGCUCUCCCAGUCAACACCGAAUUGUGUGGAAAGGUGGAGGACUUCGGACAACAAGACAAACUAACAGAAGACACCCCAAUGUGCUCAAUGUGUGAGGAGACCAGCAUGUCACCGGCCGCCAUGUUCUGUUCUAAUUGCGACGGGUUUUUCUGUCAGCAAUGUCUUACAACAAUGCAUCCUAUGAAGGGACCGUUCAAGCGGCACACGGUCAAACCUGUAAACGAGAUCUUAGCCCAGAGCUCUGUAGAGGAAUCGGAAAUUUUGGACACAAAAUCUGAGUCAGAUUACAAGUCAGAGUGUGACAAGCACAGUCAGUUUCUGUCCAUUUACUGUGUACCUUGCAAGGACGUGAUCUGUCCUGGUUGCCUUGGAGAUCAUCUUGAACACAGCUGUCUGGACUUGGAGACAGCGGUAGAAGAAAAUAAGGCGACAUUUGAGGACAAAGCUGGCCAACUGAAAAUAGUCAUGGAGUCAGUAGAAAAGGGUUUGGCGAGAUGUGGAGAACUGUGUCAAAUUAUCAAGGAAAAUCAAGAUGUUCAUUUAAAGUCAAUAGAGACCUCAUACACAACAGCUCUGACGACUUUGAACAACUGGAAGGCAAACUCUGAGGCGGCUGUAAGAAUGAGGCAUUCCAGCUGGAGUGUUGAAUGUGGUGCAUGGACCAAAGCCCUAGACAUGCAAAUCGAUGGCAUAAAAAUGUCACAGGGGUCGUGUAAGAACUUAAUAUCUUCCCAGGACGUAAAGUUUUUACAGGGCUCAAAACAGUUGAAUGAAAGGAUUGAUGGUCAGUUAACAGAAGUAAGAAGUUGUUUGAAGACAUAUGAAGAAAUUGGACACAAAUUACAGAACUUCGUUAGAAGUGACCCUGCUCUCUACGUGGAUCUGAUCGUAAAGCAAGGGCCUGCAAAAGAGAGGCUCAUCUUUACAGUGACAGAUAACAAAAUGCUGAAGAUCACUCACAACGGCUCCAUAAUAGAGUGCGCGCAGCGGUCCAGGAGAGAUUGGUGUCGAGCUUUGACAGACGGUCGUCUCCAGAAGGGCAGACACUACUGGGAAGUGGAGAUCUCUGAGCCGUUGCCGAUGUCAUAUAAAUCUGGUUGUUCCUGUUGUGUUGGUGUUGUAAUGGAGAGUUAUGGUCGGAGUAAGAGUGACCCGGGCAGUGGCCACUGGUAUGUUAAGAUAGAGCAGAAGCAUGGCUGGCUCAACUUUUUCAUCAUUGCCCAUGAUCAGUUCAGCUCAGCCUAUGAAAAAUACAAUCGUCUGAAUGGACCUCAACACUUCGGUCUGUUUCUGAACUGUGAUAAUCGGUCACUAUCAGUGCUGGACCGUUGUAGCAACCAGGUGAUGUUCACAGUCGAGAGUUUAGAUCUCUGGGAACCACUUAUUCCGUUUGUUCAGUUUGAAGGAGUAAAAUCGGCGUCUGCUCGUCUUGUAACCGUUGACUCUGUGACUCAUCCUAAACUUCUCAAUGACCUGUUCAUCACGAUCUAGUCACUACAUUCGGAUCGAGUAUAUAAUUAUAAAUAAAUCCUCAAGACUUUGUAUCAGAUAAAUCGAUAACAAUGGUUUUUGAGACUUGGUCGAUUAUCGAGGUUCCCUUCUUGAUAUACCAUGUACAUGGAUAUCUGUUAAUGACGUGCACUCAGAGGUGUUCAUUUCAGAGAACCAAAGCGUGUUUACAUUUUCACAUCACCUGACUAUCAAUAUACUGUGACUUGUGAUAUCUUGUUACUGGGCUGGAAACAGAUAUAUUGCAAAUAUACGCAUGUUAUAGUUAAGUGUAUGUGUGAUAUAAUCACUUUUUAUUCUAUCUUUUAUUUCGUAUGUUUUCUUUUAUCUCUGAAUCAUUGAACUGUGUUUAUUCGAUAAUUACGUGUACAUUUGUAAAGGUAAAUAAACACAUUCCUUUUAAUUACAGUUAUCUAGAUGGGUAGUGGGUUAACAGAAAAACACCGCUCGAAGGCCUCAUUGGCCGAGUGGUUAUCGUGCUUGCAACCUCUACGCCAAUACUGUCGCCGUGAGUUCAAAUCCUGUUUAUGCUGCUUUUUUUUUCUCUUUGGUCAUACUUUUGAAUCAGCAACCCGAGGAUUGUCAUAGCUUUCACCCUAGCUCUGCCCGUUUUCUUUCAAUCCGAAUGCUGCCCAAAAUCGUAUGGGUGAAAUAUUCUUGAGUGCGGCGUAAAACACUAAUCAAAUAAAUAAACAUAAAGCCUUGUUAGUAAAUCCAACCUGUUUAUGCCGACGAAGGUGAAAGCAUGUAUCUGUCAAAUUUCCUAACAAUGUGACAUAAUUGCAAUAUGAUAUAAACUAAACACAUAAAACUACCCGUGAGUUCAUCAUUUAUUUAUUUAAUUGGUGUUUUACGCCGUACUCAAGAACAUUUCACUUAUACGAUGGCGGCCAGCAUGAUGGUGGGUGGAAACCGGGCACAGCCCGGGGGAAAUCCACGACCAUCCGCAGGUUGCUGCCAGACCUUCCCACUUACGGCCGGAGAGUGUUCAUCAUUGAGCAUAACUAUAUGUAGCCCGACAUAUCCCCUGUUGCAUUCUGUGUGUAUAUAUACCCUGUGUAGAUGUAGAUUACGAACUGAUUUUUG
This is a messenger RNA of Liolophura sinensis, 2817 nucleotides long. Its product is annotated as E3 ubiquitin-protein ligase Midline-1-like. The record is from RefSeq and is a predicted model, not a curated record. Bases 1 to 1713 code for a protein of 570 amino acids. Lineage: Eukaryota; Metazoa; Mollusca; Polyplacophora; Chitonida; Chitonidae. Gene Ontology annotation, molecular function: protein binding; zinc ion binding. The transcript is spliced from 6 exons.